AAUUGGUUGAUUCCGAGCGUUUUUAUUCAUGUGUGUGCGUUAAGUGAAUUUUUGUGUUCCAAAAAAAAAAAAAAAAAAUUUAUUCAAAAUUAUUUUCGAACUAGAAAAAAAAAUUUGCCUCAAAAUGUUGCCUCAACAAUAUUGUCUUCGAUGGAAAUACCAUCAUUCUAACCUACAAACGAUGUUCUCACAAUUAUUGGAGAGACAAGCGUUUUGUGAUGUGACAUUAGCUUGUGAGGGAAGGACAAUUAAGGCCCAUAAAAUGGUAUUAUCAGCAUGUUCCACAUAUUUUGAUACAAUUUUAUCACAGUACGAAGAAAAGGAUCCAAUUUUAAUUAUGAAAGAUGUCAAGUUCGUUGACAUUAAAUGUUUAGUGGAAUUUAUGUAUAAAGGCGAAAUUAACGUCGAACAUUGUCACUUAGCCACACUAUUAAAAACAGCCGAAGAAUUACGGAUAAAAGGAUUAGCAGAAGUUUCCUGGCGAGACGAUGAUGCAUGUAAUAACGAAUCAACCCCUUCAGGUGGAGGUAAUAAUGGAAAUGGAAAUAGUGAACGAUCAGGUGGUCUUAAUGGUAUUCAAUCAGUACUUCCACAAGUAUCAGCUGUGUUGGAUAGCAACUCCGAUCAAGAAUCAAAUAGUAAAAGAAAACGUGGCAGGCCCGCAAUGGAUGAUUACGAUUCACAAUCAUUCUCACAACCAAAAAUUGCAAAUUUAGGUGAAAAUAAUAUUAAAAGGGAUUCAUAUUCAGACGAGGUUGUUAUUCCAGACACGGAGGUUGGUGAUUGGGAUGAAGAUCAACAAAGUGAUUCACAGAAUGAAGAGCACAGCUUUAGUGAUUCAAAGACAGAUAAUAAUGAUCAAUAUGCAAAAUCAGAAAAUGGACAUGAAUAUGCGAGACCUGGUUCAGAAAGUGAUACAGCCAGUCAUUCGGGUGCAACACCUGGAACAUCUGCAGGAGCUGGUUUAUCAUCACACAAUGCCACAAAUAACAAUAACACAUCGUCAUCAUCAUUACCAGGCGGUGUGGUUGUAAAAAGUGAAAAUUUAGCUGCAUUAGAAAGUCAAUGGCCGGAUGUUAUAAAAAUGAAUGAUUAUUUAAAUACGGGUAGACGUCCACAAUUUUGGGAAGAGCCAUUUACGAAACGUGUUAUGGAUGCAAUCAAAAAUAAAGAAUUAGAAAUGAAAAGCGCAGCUGAAUUAUUAGGUGUUUCAUAUGGUACAUUAUAUGGAAGAUAUCGUGAUGCAUAUGGUUGUUUAAAACAUCCGUACAGAGUAAGAGAUUUUUGGAGUGAUCAGGGUCCAGCUGAUAUACUAGCAAAACUUCAACGUCAAGAAGUGACAUUAUUUCGAGCAGCUGAAUUAUUAAAUGUAACACCACAAACAUUAUCAAACUACCUCAUAUCAUUGAAUAGUUCAGAUCCAGAUGCCUCGACAAGUAAUUAUAGUUACGAUAUGCGAGGUGAAGAAGGUGACGAAGGUGAUGACAUUGAAUCAGGUGAUGAUAGUAAUCAUAUGUUACCACCAUCACCGUCAAUAGCAAUUGUUGAAACUGAUGACAAUAUUACAAAAACUGUAUUACCUAAUCAUCCCGACAUAACAAUCAUAAAAAAAGAAAAGAAGAAAGAACCGCCGAUAAUAAUUCCACCGUCACAGAACAAUCAUCCCGAUGAUGAUAAUUCUGACCAAUAGUAAAUUUAUCAUAGACUUAAAUUAUAGUCAUUCUCUAUUAUUGGAAACGUUUUUUGUUUUUUUUGUUUUUUGAUUAGUUACGAUCAAAGCCUAAUUGGUACCAAAAUUAUAGUCAAAAUAUUUUUAUGUUAGGUGAAUUUUUUUUUUAAAAAUAACUCGACUAAAGUUUUAUUCAUAACACUUUGUAUCGUAACUUUAAUUUCCGGAAUGUUUUUGUAUAUAUUUGCCCCCUCAAAAAAUAAGAACGUAAAUAGGUUUUAUUGUAACACGUUCCAUAAAGUAAAUAAAC
Molecule: messenger RNA, 1979 nt
Organism: Chrysoperla carnea
Lineage: Eukaryota; Metazoa; Arthropoda; Insecta; Neuroptera; Chrysopidae
Product: protein tramtrack, alpha isoform-like
Exons: 4
Coding region: 125-1690 (521 amino acids)
Biological process (GO): regulation of transcription by RNA polymerase II
Cellular component (GO): nucleus
Molecular function (GO): protein binding
Source: RefSeq, a predicted model, not a curated record